AUGUCUAAGGGAAAAGUUUGCUUGGCCUACUCCGGUGGUUUGGACACCUCUGUCAUUCUCGCCUGGUUGCUUGAAGAGGGCUACGAAGUUGUGGCCUUCUUGGCUAACAUUGGUCAAGAAGAGGACUUUGAGGCUGCUGAGAAGAAGGCUUUGGCCAUUGGUGCUACCAAGUUCGUUGUUGUCGAUGUCAGAAAGCAAUUCGUCGAGGAUGUGUGCUUCCCAGCCAUCCAGACCAACGCUAUCUAUGAGAAUGUCUACCUUUUGGGUACUUCUUUGGCUAGACCAGUGAUUGCUCAAGCCCAGAUCCAGGUUGCCGAACAGGAGGGAUGUUUCGCUGUCUCUCACGGCUGUACCGGUAAGGGUAACGACCAGGUUCGUUUCGAGUUGUCUUUCUACGCCUUGAAGCCAGACGUUGUUGUCAUUGCUCCAUGGAGAGACCCAGAGUUCUUCAACAGAUUUGCUGGUAGAAAGGACUUGUUGGACUACGCUGCUUCGAAGAACAUUCCAGUGGCUCAGACCAAGGCUAAGCCAUGGUCUACUGACGAGAACUUGGCCCACAUCUCCUUUGAGGCUGGUAUCUUGGAGGACCCAAACACCACUCCACCAAAGGACAUGUGGAAGUUGACUGUGGACCCACAGGAUGCUCCUGAGACUCCAGAGGACUUCUCCGUUGUUUUCGAGAAGGGUUUGCCCGUCAAGUUGGUUUUGGACGGUGGUAAGAAGGUUGUCACCGAGCCAGUUGAGUUGUUCACUGAGGCCAACGCUUUGGCCAGAAGAAACGGUGUGGGCAGAAUCGAUAUUGUCGAGAACAGAUUCAUUGGUAUCAAGUCCAGAGGCUGUUACGAGACUCCAGGUUUGACCAUCUUGAGAAACACUCACAUUGACUUGGAGGGUUUGACCUUGGACAGAGAGGUGAGAGCCUUGAGAGACCAGUUUGUCACCGUCUCCUACUCCAAGUUGUUGUACAACGGUAUGUACUUCACUCCAGAGUGUGAGUAUGUCAGAGCCAUGAUUGCUCCAUCCCAGAAGACCGUCAACGGUACUGUCAGAGCCAGAUGUUACAAGGGUUCCGUGAUCAUCUUGGGUAGAUUCUCCGAGACUGAGAAGUUGUACGACGAGACUGAGUCUUCUAUGGACGAAUUGACUGGUUUCUCUCCAGAGGACACUUCUGGAUUCAUUGCUGUGCAAUCGAUCAGAAUCAAGAAGUUUGGUGAAGCUGUUAGAGAGAAGGGUGCCAAGUUGGAGUUGUAG
Molecule: messenger RNA, 1251 nt
Organism: Sungouiella intermedia
Lineage: Eukaryota; Fungi; Ascomycota; Pichiomycetes; Serinales; Metschnikowiaceae
Source: the annotation of a GenBank genome assembly